Messenger RNA from Metarhizium album ARSEF 1941, 3252 nucleotides. Its product is annotated as ubiquitin fusion degradation protein 2. The coding region runs from base 1 to 3252 and encodes 1083 amino acids. The record is from RefSeq and is a predicted model, not a curated record. Gene Ontology annotation, molecular function: ubiquitin-ubiquitin ligase activity. Gene Ontology annotation, biological process: protein polyubiquitination. Gene Ontology annotation, cellular component: cytoplasm; nucleus; ubiquitin ligase complex. The transcript has 6 exons. NCBI's taxonomy places the organism in Eukaryota, Fungi, Ascomycota, Sordariomycetes, Hypocreales, Clavicipitaceae.
AUGCUGGGCAAUCUGACACGCAAACCCAGCCAAGACAAUAAUACCGAUAACCCUUCGAAUCAACCCGCAGCAUCAUCCUCGACAUCCGCACUGAAACCGCAGACCUCCGAAGCCUCUGCCCACAAACCAAAGAUUAACGUGACUUCCAUCACAAAACCACAGUCGAGCCAAAAUCCGUUUGCCCAACUCGGUAUGCAAGACGCCGAGGUAGCUGGAGAUGCAUCCGCCUCCACAGGUAGUUCCCGUCCUGCUCGCAAACGGUCCGCGCCUGAUGUUGACGACGCCGAUUCAGCACCGCCCGCUCAUAAACAAACUCCAAAGCCAGUGCAGCAGCAGCAGCAGCAGCAGAAGCAGCCCGAGACGGAUGAGGAAUAUGCACAUCGGGUGCUGUCACAAAUCUUCCGCCUUUCUGUUGAUCCUCACCAUAUGACAGACCCCCAAGGCCAGCGUCUAGUCUUUCUACCGAGUUUGAACCAGGAGCUGAACGAUUCUGGCGGCCCUCUGAAGCUAUCCAUUGGUACUCUUGACCAGGCCAUCAUAGAGGCCUGUAGCAUCUGGGACCCGACGAAACCUCUUCUAGAGUACCUGCUGCCUUGUUGGAAACGAGCUGUCAGGGCGUCCAAUACGGCCAAGAAUGUUUCAGCUUCCAGACAAGGAAUUCUCGACGAGGCCAGGCGGCUUUGCAUGAGCAACUGCCUGUUCGCGUUGACUAUGCCAGCUCUUUAUGGUCGUGACCCAAACCCUCAGCAUGAUACGCUCGUGCCUUACUUGUUAAAAGGUAUCCAGGCCGACGGUGGUCUUUGUGUCGACUUUAUCACAGAAGCUAUCCAGCGAUUUGGCGAGGAUGAAGCGUUCCCCGCCCUAUUCAAUGAUGCCAUGGUCCAAAUUAGCAGCCAACUGUCUACCUUGUCCCUGGGGGACGAGUACAAGCCCCAUGUUCAGGCUCUCCUCACGUAUACGCGAUUUCCCGUACUCGUUGCCAAUCUUGCCCAACACCCUUCCUUCAACCAGGCACAGUCUGCUGCUGGCAUUGAGCGGCACACCAUUCUCGGCCCUUUUUUUCGCAUCUCCCCCCUUCAACCCGAGGCCAUCAAAAGCUACUUCCCCGGCGCCCGCUCUCUUGAUAGAGGUAGAAUUGCCAAUGCCCAGGAGUCUUUACGAAUCGUUUUGAGAGCGCACCAGGAUGAUCUUUUUGUCAUUGCCAAUGCUUUUAUUCGCGCCGGCCCAGACACGAGAAGCAGGACGCUCGACUGGUUCGCAUAUAUAUUGAAUACAAAUCACAAGAGGAGAGCCAUGCAAGUUGACCCUCGAGAAGUUGCCUCGGAUGGUUUUAUGCUCAACGUGGCCACAAUCAUGGACCGAUUUUGCGAGCCUUUCAUGGAUAACGACUUCAGUAAGGUGGACAAGAUUGAUGUGCGCUAUUUCAGGAGACAGCCCCGAGUCGACAUCAAAGAUGAGACGAAACUGAACGCAGACCAAGCCACUGCCGACCAAUACUACGCAGAAAAGGUCCAAGGAGAUUCUAAUUUCAUUUCGGAGGCCUUUUUUCUCGCCCUGGCGGCCCAUCAUUAUGGAAGCGGGGCGUUGAAUUCACAGCUCAAGAAUCUGGAUCGAGAAAUCAAGUACCUGGACAAGCACAUCAAGGCCAUGGAGGCUGAACGCUCUAAACUCGUCAAUAUACCCCAUCAACUUAGACUGCUCGAAGAAACCCUGAAACGACACACCAAUGUCUUGGAAAAAACGAUUGCGCUGAAGCAUGCCAUUGAGGGCGCAUUGCUUGACGAGCGAAUGCAAAGCACAUCGCUUCGCUUCAUGCGUUACGUCGCUGUAUGGCUAUUACGACUUGUCACUGACUCAGAUUACAAACCUGGUAAAGAGACUCAACUGAUCAGGCUACCCCUAUCUUCCGACAACUCGGAGGCAUUUGCUUGUCUUCCGGAAUAUGCCCUACAAAACAUUGUGGACAAUUUCAAGUUCAUCUUUAGGUUCCUUCCGAAAAUUAUUCCCAGUGCCGUCGGCGACGAAAUGAUUGCCUUGUGCAUCACUUUCUUGCGAUCAUCUGAAUUCAUCAAGAACCCAUAUCUCAAGUCCUCACUGGUCUCACUCCUGUUUUCCGGAACCUGGCCAUUCAUGCACUUGAAGAAGGGAGUCUUUGGCGAUCAGCUCAUGACGCUGCCUUUUGCCAACGAAUACCUGUUGCAGGCCCUGAUGAAGUUCUAUAUAGAAUGCGAGUCUACCGGUGCCAACACUGCUUUUUAUGACAAAUUCAACAUCCGAUACGAAAUUUUCCAGGUCAUCAAAUGCGUCUGGAGCAAUGAUGUCUACAAACAGCAGUUGACGCGGGAGAGCAAAACGAACCGCGGUUUCUUUGUUCAAUUUGUGAACAUGUUACUGAACGAUGCUACCUAUGUCUUGGACGAGGCCUUCACAAAGUUUCCCAAGAUCAGAAGUCUAGAGCGAGAGCUGGAAAACGCUUCUCUGUCGGCUGAAGAUCGGCAGAAGAAGGAGGAAGAGCUGCAAACACUCGGCGGACAAGCUACGUCGUACAUGCAGUUGGCAAACGAGACGCUGGAGAUGAUGAAGCUCUUCACCAAAGCGCUGAGCGAGUCGUUUACCAUGCCUGAAAUUGUCUUUCGCCUAGCAAGCAUGUUGAACUACAACUUGGAGACCCUGGCUGGCAAAAAGGCUGCCGCAGAGCUGUCCGUUUCCAACAAGGACAAGUAUCAUUUUCGGCCCAUCCAACUCCUUUCCGACUUUGUCGACAUUUAUCUCCACCUCGGCUACUCGCACGUAUUCGUGAAUGCUGUUGCAGCAGACGGGCGAUCCUACAAAUCCGAAGUCCUUGACCGCGUGACUCGCAUCUUGACAUCCAAGAACGCAAAGGAUCCCUCUGAUUUAGCGCAAUGGGAGAAGGUAAAGGCGCAAUUCGAAGAGGCGAAACACGAACUGGACCAGGCUGAGCUCGACCUGGGCGAUAUCCCAGCAGAGUUCGAGGACCCCAUCAUGGGCGACCUGAUGAAGGACCCGGUGCUCCUGCCCAGUCGACAUAUCGUGGAUAGAUCAACCAUUGUGCAGCAUUUACUGAGUGACGCCAAGGACCCAUUUACACGGCAGCCCAUGACGAUUGAUGAUGCCAUUCCACAAACGGAAUUGAAGCAGAGGAUUGUUCAAUGGCGAGAGGACAGGGUGAGGAUUGCGAAGGAGCAGGCAGUUGCAUCAAAGGGUGAGCAAAUGGAUACCUCGGGGGGUUAG